Messenger RNA from Loa loa (African eye worm), 1143 nucleotides. RefSeq lists its product as hypothetical. The coding region runs from base 1 to 1143 and encodes 380 amino acids. The record is from RefSeq and is a predicted model, not a curated record. The transcript has 6 exons. NCBI's taxonomy places the organism in Eukaryota, Metazoa, Nematoda, Chromadorea, Rhabditida, Onchocercidae.
AUGAGGGAAUUCGCUCAAUCUCAGAAUUUGGUUGUAUAUCAUAAGAAAUUUCGGUAUAUAUCAUUACGAAAUAAACAACUAUUGGCUGAAAUCUCUCCACUGAAUGCUGGAAUCUCCAUAAUCGAACUAUUAAAGAUUGAUAAAAAUGAGGAAGAAAUUAUUUCGAAUAUUGAAAAUAAGGAAAUAUGGCGACAUGCAAAACCAGCUAAUGACAGGACAAUGGGAGUGGGAAACGAGGAAAAUGAGUAUAAGAAAAGGAAAUUCAAUUGGAAAUGGUACAAAUUCCGAUCAAUUCCUUUCAUUCUAUUACUAUUGUUAGCAGCAGCACUAGUGCAUUCACCAAUACAAUUCGUGACGGCUAAGUUAAGAAAUGGUAACAAUGGAUAUUGUGAAUCAAAUAGGGUAUCAUUGUUGGCAACAUCACAUGUUGUCACACCUGCAUUAGCCGCACUUUUUGGCCGUACUUGUCGAUGUGCAUUCGAUUGGCGUUCGCACUUUUGCAAGCAAAUUGAACGAUACAAAUCUUUGCUUGCUGUUCCAAAAAUGCAACAGCAUGAAAAUGAUCAACUACCAAUCGUUUGCAUUUGCAGACAACUUACAUCAGAAAAUAACUGUCAACAAUUUAUGACGCAAUGUUAUUUUACGCCUGAAAAUCAGCAUGAAGAAUGUACAUGUUGUUUCAAUCAACCAAAUGCAUUUUGUAAUCAAUUACAAUGCCACAAUGGUGAACCAAAAUUUGGCAUGCAUGCAAACACAACAUGCAUUUGUCAUCCACCAACUUCCUAUCCAUACAGCAUUUGUGCUUAUCACAGUUCAUCGUUUUAUGAUCAGCGAGAAAUUGUUAUAUCUGAUAAUCACGAUAAUGGACAACAGUCUGAUUAUAUCAAAUAUCCAUUGCAUGAAUCAUCGGUGCAUCAUGAGGAAUCAACUGCAAUGAGGCUAUAUGGUAUACAAAUUACACCUACCUUGGCCAUUAUCAUUGUUCUAGGUUUAUUGGGUGCCAUCAUACUAUUAACAUCGAUAUUACUUGUAGUACGAUCAUGUCGUACGCAUCGUGAGCAUCGUAAUCGUGCAGCAAAACGUGAACUGGCGCAAUCGGUAUUGCUUGAACAACGUGCUGAAGAAGAAAAAUAUUUGCCAUAG